UGAAACUAUUAAUUCAGAUGCAUUAAUUAGGAAAUUGAGACGAACGAAUGAGAAUUUAAAAAAGAAGAAAGGAAAAUACAAAACAGAAUUUGAAGCAUUACAGUUUGAAAUUCCAGUAGGUACUACAAAUGCAGGUAGUGUUAAGAAGUCAGUAGUGGAAUCAUUUGAGACAGAGGCUGCUAAUAUGGCAGUAAAGUCCAUUGAAAAAAAUUUAAAAGAACAACGAAUUGAAAUUAAGAAUAGAGAACUUUUUUUUGAAGAACAAAUAGAUACAUCUAAACGACUCCAGGCAGAGACCUUAAAACAAAUGACAGAUAGAGAAAAAAAAUUGAAAAAGGAGAUUGAUGUGUGGAAAAUCAAAACAAAAAAACUCAGGUAUGAGAACUUGCUUCUCAAAAGGAAAAGAAAAAGAGAUGAAAUGAAAAUAGUUACUGCCAAAAAAUAUCCAAAACUUGAGAGAGAUUUGGUCAAGAAAAAUGAGGAGAAAUCUAAGGAGCUGAUUUCUUUAAAAUCAGAGUACAAAAUAAUGCAAAAUGAGCUUAAAAAAAUACAAUCAGAACCACAAGAGAUAAAAUCAGGAAAACAUGAUAACUCGGAAAAUGAAAUAUUGAAGUUAAAAAAUAAUGUUAGAUCAUUGGAGCAAGAAAGAGAUUACCUCCUGAAUUUGUUAGAUGAUGAUGUUGAAAUGAAAAUGUUCGAUGAAGAUUCUGGUUCAUACACACCUAAAGUUAGAGAAUGCAUCAUGAAAUUGACAUCUCUUAAUGUUGCGACAAGAAACAUUCCACCUGUUAUUGAAACUGUUUUAGGGCUAGCUAACAAAGCUGCUAAUAAAUUGCCAUCGAGACAAACAGUAGACAACAUUGUGUGUGAAAAAGUUGCUAUUGGACAAAAGCAAAUUGGUAUGAAGCUUGGACAAAAGAAAAACCUUUGUUUGUAUGAAGACGAAACAAGAAAGAAAGGGAAAACUUACCAAACAUUCCUUGCUAGCAAUGAAGAGAAAGAAGUUUUUUUCUUGGGUUAA
Saccostrea cuccullata (small rock oyster) is the source of this 1021-nucleotide messenger RNA. RefSeq lists its product as uncharacterized. Bases 185 to 1021 code for a protein of 278 amino acids. The transcript has a single exon. The record is from RefSeq and is a predicted model, not a curated record. Lineage: Eukaryota; Metazoa; Mollusca; Bivalvia; Ostreida; Ostreidae.